AUGGAGCUGCCUUCAAUCAAUAGCACCACAAGUAUAUCCGACAACCAGGAGUUGAGGAACUACUAUGACAAGUUGCUAUUUAAGAACAAUAGUGGCAAGUCACUCGCAGACUUACCGGGAAAGUUGGCAGGCCUUAACGACAAUAGCACCGCUGCACACCCGCGUUCUAGAGUUGAUUUUAUCAACGGCUACAUCGGCUUCAGAGAGGAUAAGCAAUCUCUUCUGGGGCAGGAGAACACUAAAAGAGCCUCAUUUAGCGCCUUCGCAGACGACGGUAGGAAACAGAACACGAAGGGUACGAGUAAUAAGGGGCCCAAUCUGUCUCUUUUCUCAUUUGAGGUCAACGGCGUUCCGACUCAGGAGAGGGAAACAUACAAACAAGACUACUUAAAUGUGAUGAACACUUCGCCUAACAAUAUUCUUUCUUCCCUAAACAACAGCUCUGAAAAAUACUAUACACAGCAGCAGCAGAAGAGCUUUUUUGAUCCUGGGAGAAGAUCUUCCUAUAUCUCCGAUACGCUUAUUCAUGGCAACGCAGCCACUCAGCAGCCGCAGUAUUUGCAACCUGUAUAUACCAACAACAACUCAUCAUUGCAAAUGCCGUACACUGCCCCCUCCGAGUACACUCAACACCAACAGUAUCCGUCACCCUUCAAUGCGAGACGCAACACCCAGCCAGUGGUCAAUUUGCAUCCGCCACCUGCCGCCGCGAACGAUACAGGAUUGGUGGUAGUUGACGGCAAGAACUUGACGUCAUCUAGGGAACUCCAUGACUUGUAUCUUAAUUGCGGGUCCAAUUAUUUUGCUAGUGAUAAAGUUUAUAAGUUUAUUGACAGUGUAAAGGAGACUUUGCGCGGUGACGGUUUCUCCGCCUCCAGUUCCAGGAUCAUAGAGUUCUUGAAUUUUCUGAAGAAUUGUAAUCUGAAUUAUAACCCACAGUCAGACGCAUUUAUCUCCAACGAUGCUUCCAAUACUUCGGCCGGAGCGGCCAAGUCUAGCAACAGCACUUCAAUGCAUUUGCAUUAUAAACCUUUAGUGUUAGUAUCACUGAAAAACGGUAAGCUCGAACUGUUAUCUAAACCGCAAACAGCCACGCUUGUACUCAAAAGGGGAGAUUUAGUAAUUAUUGAUGGUGAUCGUGGUAAGGAUUUAGUGUUGGUGGUGGAACCAGUCGUAGAUAUAAAUCUGGCAUUAUUCAUUAAUUUUUUGAAAAAGAAAAUUCAUUUCGAUUCAUUAAUCACAAACAGUCAGCAACACUUCCCCAAUAACCAGUUCAUAAAGACCCUGAUCGACACGACAAAUGGUAAACCAAUCCUUCGUGAAUUGAAUCCCAAAUUAUAUGACAUUAUUGAGCUUACGCAAUUAAUUAUCCCAUCAAAGCAGGUCUUGAGAUUCGCUACCCCGUGGGAAUCUUCCACGAAUUUACACAACAAGUUCCAAGAUGAGCUGAAAGCUCUUCAUAUUGCGCAACUGAAACUAAGAUCGCUGAAUAACAACAAUUCGGGUGGCGGGCUGAACAUUAAAAUAUUGAACGCAGAGUUCCAAUUCGAUAGAAAGAAGCUAACUUUCUAUUAUAUUUGCCAGGAGCGUAAUGAUUUUAGAGAAUUAAUCAAAGAACUGUUUAAAUUCUACAAGACAAGAAUCUGGCUUUGUGCUAUACCGAACAAUCUAGCGAUCGAUUCUAAAUUUUACGACUCUAACAAGUUCGAGUGGGAAAUGUAUCAGGAUAUGAUGUCUCACUAUUCCAUGGACAACACUGGGAUUGUGGUCGCACCUGAACUGAAUCGCUUGAAACUAGAUGAUUUCCAAAUCGGCGUUUAUAUGGAAUUGGUAAAGGCUCUGUUUGGUUAG
Molecule: messenger RNA, 1851 nt
Organism: Saccharomyces mikatae IFO 1815
Lineage: Eukaryota; Fungi; Ascomycota; Saccharomycetes; Saccharomycetales; Saccharomycetaceae
Exons: 1
Coding region: 1-1851 (616 amino acids)
Cellular component (GO): cytoplasm
Source: RefSeq, a predicted model, not a curated record